AUGGGCGACUCUUUUAAUGCAAUUGAUCCGUUUAAUUUGUAUGAUUCAAACACUAAUCAGCAAAAUAAUACCUCAUCUAGUAAUCAUGUAGAUCCCAAUCAACUCAACACCAGAAUCAAUUAUUUUGCAAAUAUCGAUUUUCGAAGAAAUGUGCCAUUGAAUCUGCUGCUGCUGUUACAGCAGCAACAGCAACAACAGCAACAGCAACAACAACAACAACAACAACAACAACAGCAGCAGCAUGAGUCUGAACAACCACUUGGACACCAACAGUACCAAUCUCCGCCAAUUUCCUCACAAUACCAAUACCCAUUCCACCAGCGCGAUUUUACUUCCAAGAAGAUUUGGAAUACUAAUACCAACGCUAAUGUCGGUAUCGGUGUUGGUGUUGGUGUUGGUGUUGGUGUCGGCGUCGGCGUCGGCGUCAGUGCUGGAACAGGAACAGGUGCCACAACUUCACGUUUGCAACUGGAAAAUAUCUCAUUUCAACAUUUGGACCCUAUCAAAGAACAAUUUAGCAGUACUAAUUUUUUUAAUGAUAGCAAUACAAUGGAGGAAACUUCAUUUGAUUCUAUGAAAGUUGGUGAUUCAAGGAUAAAUACUCCACAUUCUUCUCAACUGUCAAAAAACUUGCUGCAGUCGGUACUUCAGCAGCUGCAAAAUCCAACAAGUAGCAGUGGUGGGAACAAGUAUAUGAAGAAUUCUUUGUUGAAUGCUCCGAGUUAUGUACCUAUGCAAUAUGGUGGCGGAUCAGUAGGAAGUGGUUUCAAAAACCAUCCUAGUGGUGCAUUGUCGAGCGGAGCAGGGACAGCAACAGCAGCAACAUCAACAUCAACAUCAUUGACACCCAACACGAAUAGAUAUGGAACGGAAACAGAAAAGAGUAAAGAACCUGAUUAUUGGAAAGAAGAGCUAAGUAAACUAAAGAGCGAAUUACUUAUUAAGAAUCAGAUAAUCAAGAAUUUGACUGAUCAAAUUAAUUUAAUGAAUAAGCAAAGAUCAAACAAGAAAUACAUUGAAGUUAAAGAAAGUCAAUUUGGUGGUAACGAUCCUUCUUCUUCAAUUUCACUGCAAACCAUAUUCCAUGUCCCAACUAACCAUUAUCAAUUAUUUCAAGAUUUGUCCAAGACACUUCAAGAAAAAAUAGUUGAAUUAGACGAGACAAACGAACGAUUGGAAAUUCUUUUGGUUUCACAGGAUUUAGUUCGAAAACAAGGUGGUGCUACAGGGUAUAAUAUAGAACAAUUGAGUCAAAAUUUGUUAUACAAGUUGCAGAACUUGCAACAAGAGAAUGAAGAAUUGAUCAGGAUGGUGAGUAUAGGGAGUAAGUCUAGUUUAUUAGUUGAGAAUGGGAUUUUGAAGCAUCAAAUUAAGAUGUUGAAGAAGAAAUUAGGUCAGAACGUUGACGAUAAUGAAGAUUAA
Lodderomyces oxycetoniae is the source of this 1422-nucleotide messenger RNA. RefSeq names its product Mum2p (gene MUM2). Lineage: Eukaryota; Fungi; Ascomycota; Pichiomycetes; Serinales; Debaryomycetaceae. The coding region runs from base 1 to 1422 and encodes 473 amino acids. The record is from RefSeq and is a predicted model, not a curated record. The transcript has 2 exons.